This is a messenger RNA of Venturia canescens, 5004 nucleotides long. RefSeq names its product Contactin (gene Cont). The transcript is spliced from 8 exons. The record is from RefSeq and is a predicted model, not a curated record. Bases 198 to 3875 code for a protein of 1225 amino acids. Gene Ontology annotation, molecular function: protein binding. Gene Ontology annotation, cellular component: axon; plasma membrane. Gene Ontology annotation, biological process: axon guidance; cell-cell adhesion. NCBI's taxonomy places the organism in Eukaryota, Metazoa, Arthropoda, Insecta, Hymenoptera, Ichneumonidae.
GAGGAGGAGGAGGAGGAGGAACGGCGUUGUUGGUAUGUUGGUUGCUGUUUUGGUGUUAGACCGUGGGACGACCGAGGACCAAGUUUAGUUUUUGUCUAUUUCGUUUUUCAUGGCGAACAAUAAGAGACCACAAUAUCUUUGAUAGUUUUAAAAAAAGGUGGGACUAUUCGUCCCCAAAAAACGUAUAUAGAAGAGCCAUGGCGAUCAAUAUAUUUUUAUUUGCCAUAUUCUCUGCUCUAAUUUCGUAUUGUCAACCGCAAAAUAUAUAUUACGACGAUACUCGAUACAAUUGUCCGAAGCAUUGGACAAAAUUUCAAGAAUCCUGCUACCGCUUUGUCAAAAGCCCGCUCAAACGGAGAGAAGAAGCCAGGCGUACUUGUCAGGCCUAUCAGAGCGAUCUUUUGUCCAUCAAUUCUGUGGAAGAACAUGGAUUCAUUUUGCAACAAUUACUGUGGCAGGAUCCGCAGCAUCGUACUUGGUACACGGGCAUACGACAAUCGGGUGGGUACUGGUCCAACGAGCCGGACAAUACGCAGUUAUUGAAUAUGGAAUCUGCAUUUCUGCCGGAUCACAGCGACGAUCUUGUGAAUCGAGACUAUCUCGCCUAUUCGUUCAACAGUGAUUUAAAACGAUGGGGAUUUGAAAAAAUGAUAGGCAACGACACGCUUCUGUAUAUCUGCGAAGCGCCAGUUUUGCAGCUACACAAUCUCGCAGAGGACGACAGAACUUAUACGUACGGGAUCGACAUAGACAAUCCUCUUCGUAUACCCAGAGGCCCCUACUUCAUAAACCAACCUGUAAACAAAAUUUUUGACAUUCCCAAACGUGGACAAGUUAAUCAAGUCUCUUUAACGUGUAUCGCGGGUGGUUAUCCAACACCUACGUACGAGUGGUUCAAGGAACAUUUCGAAGACGCUCGCUUAAUCGCUACACCCAUUGACCCACUUGAAAAUCGAAGAUACACGCUAAGCGGUGGUUCUUUAAUUAUCAACAAUCCAUCCCAAAGCACCGACCGUGGCUCUUAUCAUUGCAAAGCGAGCAACGAAUAUGGCACUAUUAUUUCCGAAAGCGUUGAACUCUCCUUUGGUUACAUGCUUGAAUUCAAUCUCAAACGUUCCGACGAACGGGGUGAACAAAAUUGGGGUAAAGCCGUAUAUUGCGAACCUCCCCAUCAUUAUCCGAGUGUCAAAUAUUAUUGGGCACGUGAUUAUUUCCCAAAUUUUGUCGAGGAAGACAAACGCGUCUUUUCGUCGAACGAUGGAACACUUUAUUUCUCCGCUCUCGAGCCUAUCGACGAGGGAAAUUAUUUGUGCAACGUUCAGAGCAUCGCCUCCGAUACCGGCCGUAACGGUCCGCUUUUUCCACUCAAGGUUCAACCUCACUCGUCUUUUCAACAAUUGAAGUUUCCAAAUAAUUUUCCAAAAGUCUUCCCGGAAGCACCGAUUGUUGGCGAAACAGUGCGUUUGGAAUGUGUCGCAUUCGGAUAUCCCGUCCCUUCCUACAACUGGACGAGAAAAGGAUCCGCGUUGCCCAGAGGUGCUGAAUUAUCGAGUUACAAUCGUGUUUUAACGAUUCCUCGUGUUCGAAUCGAAGAUUAUGGCGAGUACAUUUGUCGCGCCGACAACAAUCGUCUUUCCAUCUCAAACUCGGUCUGGCUGACCAUUCAGGCUACGCCUAAUUUCACAAUCCCUCUCGAAGACAAACACAUGGACAAUCGUGCUGAUCUUACAUGGAUGUGCGAAGCUUUCGGUGUUCCCGAUGUCACCUACAAUUGGUUUAAGAAUGGAAAACUUCUAGACAAUACGACUGUACCACCGGAAGAUCGCGAUCGUUAUUUCAUACAAGAUAAUGUUCUCAGAAUUCAACAAUUGGAUCCUGAACGAGAUCCAGGAAUGUAUCAAUGUCGUGCCAAAAAUCAACUUAAAACGGCUUACUCAUCCGCCCAGCUUCGAGUAUUGUCACUGAAGCCAUCGUUCAAAAAACGUCCAAUGGAACCAGAAACCUACGCUGCCGAACGGGGCAAUGUAACGAUCGUUUGUAACCCCGAAGCCGCUCCUAGGCCGAAAUUUAUUUGGAAAAAAGAAGGAAACGUUCUGGGCGCGGGUGGACGAAGACGAAUUCUUGAAAACGGAAAUCUCAUAAUAAGUCCUGUCUCUCGCGAUGACGAAGGAACUUAUGUGUGUACGGCGUCUAAUCAAUACGGAAGUGACGAAACGUCUGGACGACUCAUUGUUCUACGUGGUCCAUCGUUCGUUGAGUCUCUACCACCGAGGAUUAUAACUGCCGUGAUGUACAAUCAGACUCUUCGUUGUCAGGCGGAGAUUGAAUCAAUAUUGGACGCCGCUUAUAUCUGGACUCACAACGGUAUACGGAUAAGGGACAAAGAUCUUAAAAACAAUCCACGCAUAAAGAUCGACAAUGGUAUACUCGAUAUUAUAAACUUGACGCUCGCUGACGCUGGUGAAUACGAAUGUAUAGUCGAGAGCGCGGUAGGCCGAGUAGUUAGCAGAACGAAAAUAAUAGUGGAGGGUCCACCGGGACCACCGGGCGGCGUACAAGUUGUCAAUGUUGUCAAAACAUCUGUGACUCUUCAUUGGACCGACGGGGCUUUCAACGGUCGACCAAUUAAAUUGUACACGAUAGGCGCAAGAUCGUUAUACGUCGAUAAAUGGUUCAAUCUCACCGAAAAUAUCCGAGCGGAGGAGAUCGACAGGUACACAGGCCGUAAGGAGGUAUAUCUUGAAAAAAUACUGAAUCCUUACACAACUUACGAAUUCCGGGUAUACGCAGCGAACGAGUUGGGUUAUGGGCCACCGUCAUUGCCAUCCCCAAAGUACAGUACACCACCGGACAGACCGAGUAAAGCGCCUUCGAACGUCGGUGGUGGGGGUGGAAAACAGGGCGACCUGACGAUAACGUGGGACCCGUUGAAACCCGAGGAUCAAAACGGGCGUGGAAUAUACUAUAAAAUUUAUUGGCGUCGCCGGGGCGCCGAUACCGAAUUCCAAUCGUUAACGUUGAAGAGUUACGGGAAUAUUGGCUCGUACGUCGUUCGAAUUCAGGACGAAUAUUAUUACACGCAAUACGACGUAAGGGUACAGGCGAUAAACGAGGUCGGUAUGGGACCAGUUUCGGAAAUUGCAGUUAUUUACAGCGCCGAAGAAAUGCCGAGAACCGCUCCGCAGGAAAUCGUCGCCGUCAGUUACAACAGUACCAGUUUGAACGUAACGUGGAAACCUUUGGACGGAUCGAGAGAAAAUGUACGAGGAAAAUUGAUCGGUUAUCGCAUUAAAUAUUGGCCGGACGAGGCUAAAGAGGACGAUGCGAUUUAUCAUUUGUCCCGCACUACAAGACCUUGGGCACUGAUCGUCGGCCUCCAACCCGAUCGUUUCUAUCGCGUCAAGGUAAUGGCUUACAACUCGGCAGGCGCUGGACCCGAGAGUGAACGUUACAUCGAAAGAACUUAUCGCAAAGCUCCGCAAAUGCCACCGAGUUCCGUCGAGCUCUACGUCGUUAAUCCAUCCACCGUUUAUCUUAAAUGGCGUUACGUUCAACCCAGUCUCGAUGAAGAACCCCUCGACGGCUUCAAGGUUCGCGUUUGGGAGCUCGAACAGGAUAUGAGCACUGCAAACGACACCGUCAUUCCCGGUGGCUCCAAACUCGAAGCAUACAUCAAUAAUCUAACACCCGGCAAAACUUAUAAUCUUCGUGUUUUGGCCUUCAGUCGUGGCGGAGAUGGACGAAUGUCCAGCCCCAUUACUCAAUUCCAAAUGGGCGAUCCACGAGAAUUCAGAAAUGCCGCUACUCAUAAAAUUCUUAAUGCCGGCCUUGGCAUUUCGAUUCUUCUUGUUUUGUGGAUGCAAGGCUUCGUCUAGCAGCCAUCGCGACGCCGCCAUUUUAUAAAUCUCUCCGCAAUGAGAUCCCUCGGACAAGACUAUUGACGAAUUUUUUAAACAAACGUUUCAAAAAAAAGUCUCAUUAUAAUAUAUAGUGUUUAGAGUGUUUUGACAUAAAACUCUCUAAAAGUCAGGCAGCAAUUGAAAUUUUCGUCACACCCUCGAUCAUGCCUAUCGCUGUCGAAACACGGAAAAAUUCAAAUGAAAAGUAUAUUGAGGCUCCCGAAUCGGUUAGAGCCAUAUUCAUUUCUUAUAAUUGUGAACAUAUUUGCGAACGUAACUCACCAAUUGUUUAUUUCAAUUUUCUUUCGAAACCGAAAUACGCUCAAUCAAAGAAUUCACAUGAUUUCAGAGAUCAAGUUUUCUGUGUGAUGUUUCCAGCCGACUCGCUGUCGCGCAUUUCAUAAUUGUAACUACAAAGCGAAUGUGUAACUACAAAGCUGCGUUACAAAAGUUCGUCAAGGUUCUUUGUAUUAGAAUCGUCCCGAAAAAUGUAUGCACGGAGUGGUUCAUAAUUCAUUUAUACCAUUGACAGUUGAUUGGGUCGCCGAUAUAUUGUAUCUUUACCCAUGACCUAAAAAACGCAUGUAAAGUUUGUGUUUUUAUAUGAAUAAUCGUUUUUUAUAUAUAUAUAUAUAUAUAUAUAUAUAUAAUUUUUGCACCGAUAGUACGAAGAGGUAAACACAUCGCGACUACUCAAGACGAUGUGCAACACGCGUUUCCGUCCAUACCAUCCCAACUAACAAAAAAAUGUCGACAUUUUAUUGAAUAGAUAUAUAUAUAUUUAUAGCGACAUAUAAAUAUUGUAUAUUAAGACUAAGCCUGUUGUAAAUUUCAUUACUAAAUGCGACGGGAUGGGCUCUUUUUAGAUAUAUUUCGCUCUAGGAAUCUCUCUGCGGGAGCUCUCUUCGAAACGAAAUCUUCGUCUCUUCCGCGGUGUUAAACGAGAAACGUUGAACGAGGAAGUACCAGCUACAACCGUCGAUUAGUAAUUCAGAUUAUUUUCGUUCUUUUCUAUAAGAGAGAACAACAUAAAACUUGUUUUGCUACUACUACAUUUGUACCGCUCGAUUGAUCAUCAAUGGAGAAAUACAUUUUUUUUACAUUA